UUGUAGCAGCGAAUAAGAGGCAUCAUAUGAUUGGAUUUGGUGGUACAUGUUUAUUAUCUGUCAAAUGACAAAGCAAAUGCAGUGUGUGUAGUAAGUAAGUAGUAGUGUGUGUUUUUCGCCCCGCUCCAUCCCCUCCCUCCACUUCCAAAUAUUCAUUCCACAACACCCACUCACUCACUACUCACUACUCACUGCUGUCUAACCGUCUACGCAAACACACGCACUUUCUGCAUUUUUCUCUCUUCAAACCGCACACACAUCACCCCAUUCAUUUUCUUUUUCUCUUUCUCCUUUUCCUAUGAGACUCUCCCUCUUCUCACUCUUACCCCACCGCCAUCCCAAUAUCAUCACAACCACGCCCCGCUCCUCCCGCAUGGACGCAUCCUUCCACCGCCGCAAGGACAAGGUCGUCGUCAUCGUCGGUGCCACCGGCUCAGGAAAAUCCCGUCUCUCUCUCGACCUCGCCUCCCUCUCCUUCCCCUUCUCCGAACUCAUCAACUCUGACAAAAUGCAAGUCUACAACGGCCUCGAAAUCACAACCAACAAGAUCCCCAUUCACGAGCGCAAAGGCGUCCCUCACCACCUCCUCGGCGACGUAUCCCCUGCACACGGCGAGUUCUCCCCCUCCGACUUCCGCCGACGCGCCGGAGAAAUCAUCUCCGAUAUCACCUCCCGAAAUAAGCUCCCCAUAGUCGUUGGCGGCUCCAACUCCUUCGUCCACGCACUUCUGGUGGAACGAUUCGACCCGGGGUUGAACGUGUUUGAUGGGGACGCUGAGAUAUCGCCGGAGUUGAGGUACGAGUGCUGCUUCCUCUGGGUGGAUAUAUCGUUCAAUGUGUUGAGGGAUUACUUGUUGAAGCGAGUGGACGACAUGCUUGACUCAGGAAUGGUGGAAGAGUUGGCUGAGUUCUUCGACCGCGACUCGCCCGAUUUAGAACUCGAAUCGGCCAGCCGAACCGGUUUGAGAAAAGCCAUUGGGGUGCCUGAGUUCGACCGCUUUUUUAAAUUGUACCCUCCUGGUUGCCACGAUUCACUGCGGGCGGGUGCAUACGAGAAAGCUGUGAGGGCCAUAAAGGAUAACACGUGUCAGCUGGCCAAGAGGCAGAUACAAAAGAUCCACCGGUUAAAAGCUGCCGGGUGGGACCUACGGAGGCUAGAUGCCACGGAGGCGUUUCGGGUGCUCAUGACGUCAGGGCGUGACGGCGGCGCCAACGGCGGAGAUAGGUGGUCCGAUGUGUGGGGGAGGGAUGUGUUGGAACCAAGCGUGAAGAUUGUGAGGCGCUUC
This is a messenger RNA of Arachis duranensis, 1285 nucleotides long. RefSeq names its product adenylate isopentenyltransferase. Gene Ontology annotation, molecular function: tRNA dimethylallyltransferase activity; AMP dimethylallyltransferase activity. The transcript has a single exon. Gene Ontology annotation, biological process: tRNA modification; cytokinin biosynthetic process. The record is from RefSeq and is a predicted model, not a curated record. The annotation marks the transcript as partial. Gene Ontology annotation, cellular component: mitochondrion. NCBI's taxonomy places the organism in Eukaryota, Viridiplantae, Streptophyta, Magnoliopsida, Fabales, Fabaceae.